This is a messenger RNA of Telopea speciosissima, 834 nucleotides long. RefSeq lists its product as uncharacterized. The transcript has a single exon. The record is from RefSeq and is a predicted model, not a curated record. NCBI's taxonomy places the organism in Eukaryota, Viridiplantae, Streptophyta, Magnoliopsida, Proteales, Proteaceae. The coding region runs from base 1 to 834 and encodes 277 amino acids.
AUGACGGUCUACGGUCAGUCCGACAUAGUGUCGUGUCGUUCUUUCCCCACCUCUCUCAAGGGACCCGCAGCGCUGUGGUUUGAGAAACUGAAGCCCAACUCGAUUCGAAGCUUCACAGAGUUGGCCAAGGCCUUUGUCAGCCGCUUCCAGAGUAGUGUGAAGCAGAAGAAGACCGCAACCAACUUGCUGGCAGUCAAGCAGCGCUCUGAUGAGUCCAUCAGAGAUUAUAUCGCCCGCUUCAAUGCGGAGAGCUUAGAGAUCAAGGACCUGGACGAUGCAAUGGCCUUCAAUGCCUUGCACAAUGGGGUCACCAACCACGAUCUAGUGAAGUCGCUUGCGCUGGAGCCGGUAACGACCAUGCCACAGCUACUGGAUCACUACUACCAAUACGCCAACAUGUUCGAUAUCAUGAAGGCAAGAAAAGUAGUGGAUGGCAAAGUCCCUGAGAAAAAGAGGGCAAGCGAGAAGGAUGAGAAGAGGAAGGACACCAAGAGAGCGAGGUCAGACAGGGACCAAAGCCCUGACUACACCCCGCUUAACACCACCAGGACCAAGAUCCUCAUGGAGGUCUACGACCGGGGCCUACUGCAGUGGCCUAGACCAAUGUUCUCAAAUCCUGAGGACAGAAACAAGAACAAAUACUACAAGUUCCACAAGGAUGUCAGGCAUGAUACCAAGAACUGCAGGCAAUUGAAGAGAGAGAUAGAAGAUGUGAUCCAGAAGGGUCACCUGAAGCGGUAUGUGAAGGAAGACGCAAAGGACAACCCCCGAGGUUGUGACGCCGUAAGGAACGAUCGGGGAAGGGACGGCAGAGCUCGUAGAGGAGACGAUUGA